Messenger RNA from Anarrhichthys ocellatus (wolf-eel), 5087 nucleotides. RefSeq names its product POU class 3 homeobox 2a (gene pou3f2a). NCBI's taxonomy places the organism in Eukaryota, Metazoa, Chordata, Actinopteri, Perciformes, Anarhichadidae. Gene Ontology annotation, biological process: brain development; regulation of transcription by RNA polymerase II. The record is from RefSeq and is a predicted model, not a curated record. Gene Ontology annotation, cellular component: nucleus. Bases 549 to 1931 code for a protein of 460 amino acids. Gene Ontology annotation, molecular function: RNA polymerase II cis-regulatory region sequence-specific DNA binding; DNA-binding transcription factor activity, RNA polymerase II-specific. The transcript has a single exon.
GGAGCGAAUUGCAGCUGUGACGUGGGCGUUGUUGUUCCAUUCAGCGCGUUCGCCAUGGCAACGGGGCAGAGGCCCUGGAAGCACGCAGCCCCUCUCUCUGGACAGCGUCCUGAGGGCAGAGAGGCAGCUGUAAGUUUCUCCCCACGAUCACUUACUGCUUUAUGGCGCAGAAAUAUCCCAAAUACUCAACUUCAAAUGUAGGAAAAUUGAACCAAAUCAAGGUUUGGUAGUUUAUAAUAUUUGGAGGUUGAAUGGUCUAUAUUCUUGAUCGCAUAAAUGUUUUCAAUACAGCAAUUAAUGUGCAAAUUGUGUAUAGCUCAUGCAACUUUUACGCACUGGUUUGACGCACGAAACUACUAAACGUGACCCACUGACCCAGAUCAAUGUUAAUUAAGAACUUUUUUUCUUUUUCGUACGAGCUUCUUCAGUCUUUUCUAUUUACUCUCGGCAGCCCGAUUUCUCCCUCCACUUUGUACUCAUGCAUGCUGUAGGAGUGCUAGUAUUGUUGGGCAGAGUGAUUGGGGUUUCUGUACAAUCUCCCGUGACCAAUGAGCGGGGUGCUGUCAGGGGUAACCACAUCUGUCAACCGUUCUUGGCCAAUAAAGAGCGGAGCGAGGCGGACCACAGGUGCGCGCCUCUGCGUCCCCUUGGCACAGCGCCCGGGAGAUGCUGGAGAGAGACGCCUAUCUGCCCCGUGGCGCAAAAGAGUUACUGUCAAAGGCAGCCUCCUUUUAACUCCAGCUAUCACUCUGGCUCCGAUAGUUAUGGCGACCGCAACAUCCAACCACUACAGCGUCCUCACCACCCCCAGCAGCGCGCCGCCGCCGCACUCGGAGUCCGGGAGCAUGCAGCAGGCGGCAGCGUACAGGGACGCGCACACCUUGCUCCAGAACGACUAUAGCACGUUACCGGGCGGUGGACAUCCGCUCAGCCACGCGCAUCAGUGGAUAACGGCGCUCUCUCACGGUGACAGCGGGGCGCCCUGGCCAUCUAGUCCCCUCGGAGAGCAGGACGUGAAGCCCGUACUGCACGACAGUGACCGAGAGGAGCUGCAGAACUCCAGCAGUCUGCAGCAACAGCAGCAGCAACAGCGACACCCACACCUAGCGCACCAGCAGGCACAUCACGACGCCAGAGCAUGGCGAACCAGCACAGCCACAACGCACAUCCCCGGUAUGGCGACGUCUGAGGGCCAGAGCCUGGUGUAUUCCCAGUCCGGCUUCGGACUGAUGCCAGGGGGAGAGCAAGGGGGAAUGCACCACCACCCCCUGCGGGACGAGGACCACCACAGCCACAGUCCGCACCUCAGUGAACACGGAGGCGGCCCUGGGGCCCACCAGCAGUCUCACUCACACCAUCACCAGCACGGGGGCCAUCAGGACCACUCAGACGAGGACACACCAACCUCCGACGAGUUGGAGCAGUUUGCCAAACAGUUCAAGCAGCGACGUAUCAAGCUGGGCUUCACCCAGGCGGACGUGGGACUGGCUCUUGGGACGCUCUAUGGAAACGUCUUUUCUCAGACCACCAUUUGCAGGUUCGAGGCGCUUCAACUCAGCUUCAAAAACAUGUGUAAACUCAAGCCCUUGUUGAACAAGUGGCUGGAGGAGGCGGACUCCACCUCGGGGAGCCCAACUAGCUUGGAUAAAAUCGCCGCACAGGGAAGGAAAAGAAAAAAGAGGACCUCCAUCGAGGUGGGUGUCAAAGGGGCUCUGGAGAGCCAUUUUCUCAAAUGUCCAAAACCGGGAGGAGCGGAGAUCAACUCCCUAGCGGAAAGCCUGCAGCUGGAGAAGGAGGUGGUGAGGGUUUGGUUUUGUAACAGGCGGCAGAAAGAGAAGAGGAUGACACCCGCUGGGGGACAGAUACCAGGAGGAGAGGACAUGUACGGGGACACCCCUCCUCAUCACGGAGGACACACUCCUGUGCAGUGACCCUAGUCCGCUAUUCUGAGUAAACAGACCACUCAAGGAGGAAUAAUGCCUCCUUAUUUGUUUGAUUCUCUGUGCUGGACCGCACGGAUCUGGACCUCAGCCAGUUUAAAUGUUGGACCCACGGACACACACAGUGGGGAUAUACAGUGGCACACAAGCACUGAAAAUACGCAUAGCAGUGAGCUGUAUGGAGAUGUUUCAUGCCGCGGAACUGCCAAGCAUUUUGGGAUACGGCUGGUGUGCGCUAACCAAAAAAAAAAACAAAAAAAUACAGCGACAUUGAUAAGAAAUGCUUUUCCAUGCCUUCUACCGAGGCGCCAAUGUGUCGUUAUGUAAUGUGUCAUUAAAGAAAGGCAGAGUGAGAUGUGGACACGAGGUGUCCGCAGGGGGGGAUAUAGAAACAAGCUUCGGGCUCGAUAAUAAGUCGCAGUCAGUGUGGAUAGAUAAACGCCAUCUUUCCAUCAUAACAAAAGCAACAGGGGUUCUUCGCGGCUUGUGGCAAGAGAGGGCUGAAAUGGCAGAAACCUGCUGUACAAUGUUCAAAAUUCAAGCUAAUACCAGCCAACUGCUUUCAUUAUUAUUAUUAUUGUUAUUAUUAUUAUAAAUCAAAUUGGAAUGUGAUGUAUUGAUUGUAGUGUCAGCUACAAUUAUAAUAAUAUGAAUAAUAAUAAUAAUAAUAAAAGUAGUAAUAAUGAUAAAAACAAUAAUGAUAACAAUUUAGAGACUGAGUAUUGGUUUACUUUAAUGCUUUUCUUUCCGUGCAGACAUUUCUGUGCGCCUGUUUACAGUGUGUUUUAGCUGUUUGUUAUUUCUGUACUUUUCCAAAAUGCUGUGAAGAGAAAGACCGAGACUGUCCGGCUGGAACACUCAAAGCAAUCCAGCCCAUUUUGCCUUCCUUUUACUAAGAAGAAAAAAACCCUGAAUAUAUCCUGGUACCAGCUCUGGCCGCAGUGGCUAUACUACUACUACUACUACUACUGUAUGACUCAUUCAUCCACCGAGAAGACUAUUUGUGGGAUGUAUCUCAAAUCGGUUUUUUUGUAUGGCUUCGUUUGUUUGUUUGUUUGUGUGUUUGUUUGUUUGUUUGCUCUGUUUUAUUCUCUGUCAUUCUGUGCCAAAGCACAAACACAGACACGUGUUCUUGUGCCACUUAAAUCCUGUGAUUAAUAACCUGAUCUGAUAGUGGCAGGUUAUUGAGGAAAAUCCACGAGUUGGGGAUGAAUUCUCCGACUGAAAUCUAAAAAAAUAUACAACAUUGAGAAACUAAAAUCCAACUGAAGGAUUUAGAUGAACAGGGAGAAAAUGUGAUAUUUUGAUAAUAUGAAUUGUGGACAAUUUCCACGAGACGUUUUGUAUUUCAAAAACUGUCUGAAUGUAUUAGACCCAGUUUACAAUGUCAGAGACAAUUUUUUUAAUAAAUCAUCGCCAAUCAUUAAAAAUGAAGCAUAGCAAUAUUUUACGCAUUGUUUUGUAAUUCGUCCACCAGUGCAUUUUCCUUAUUAAAGGGUAUACCUAAUAAUUUGCCCUAAUUUAUAUAAUAUCCUAAAUUUAUGGAAUCCAAAAAACCUUAUCAUUAUUGUGACUAUCACGAGUAGGCUAAUCCUUCAGCUGAAUUUGAGUUUCUAAGGUGGGAAAAAAAAAAUCAAAACCAAAACAAAAUAGCAUCGACCUGAAAUCUGUGAUCAAACGAAGAGGAAAAGGAAAUCAAUGAUUGCACAAUUUCUAUAUGCUUUUUUGUCAUUAAAUCGUAUUUGUUUUCUACAACUCUGCAGUCUCUGCACGUUAUUAUGCCUCAGGGAAAUUCGCAACUCUGGCGACAAGCCUUUUGAUUUAUUUUAUUUCUUGAAGGCGGCCUUGUAUUUUAAUUAUGGAUUUUAUCAUCCGUCUCGGUUGCUUAAAAUCGUCCUUCAGCUGUUUCGGUAAAGUGUUCGCUGCUGAUCUGCCCUGAUACUGUUGUGAAGAGAGUUAUGCGUGACGAUGCUCAGACCGACGGUCAAUGGCCUGAAAUUGAAACACACCGUAGUUAUUAAUAAUUAAUAUUUUCAUCAGGAUAAAUGUGGAAACUAAUUGACGGUUAUGACGAGACGUAAUUCAGAAUGUCAAAACAAUUGAAGCUUUUCUAUUUGUACACAUGCCUGAGGUCUGCACAGCAGGAUAGUGUAGGCCUAACUGCAGGUGUAGGACAGAAGGUGAUGCAUUAUAAACAAUACUUAUGAUGUGUCAUCUGCCUUCAUUAUACAUAGAAAAAUAAUUAUGAAUAUAUAUUUAUCAUUUUGAUGUGAAAUAUUUUUGAAUAAUCGUAAUAAUGCUAAAUAACACUGAAAUAUUGAGUGGGAAUUAAAAUAGUUUUUGAAAAAGAGAGCUGAGAAACCUGUAGUGCCCAUUUAAAAGAGUAACAAUGAACCUCACCCUUGUUUUCACACAUUUUUCUGUAUUUUGCUGAAGUAAGAUUUCUGGUCUAAUUUGAUCUUCAAUGAGGUUUCCUACUCUUCAGCACAUGUCCUUCCUCAUGUUUGCUUUCACCCCAUGUUUCAUAUGUUCUGCAUGUUUGAGCUGAUUGGUGGCCAAAUCAGAAACAGUCUGCUGAUGCCCCCUAGUGGCUGUUAGUAGUUCAAUGCAUGCUUGGGUUGGAUGGAGGGUGGUUGAUUCAUCGUCAACAAUGAAUGUUGGUAUUUUUUUUAUGUGACAAUAAUCCUGUCUAACUUCUAAGUUAUAGCUGGCUGUAGCUUUACACUGAGUCUGAGUCAUACCCCUUGCAUUUUAUUCUGAGAAUUUAGUGAGGUUAUUACAUAAUAUAAGUUAUACUCUACAGUUAAAAACGUACACACUCCUUAGGUUGAUUCCAAUAUUUUUCCAUCACAAUGCUUCAUUACUCCAGCAGAAUAUAAUUAUUGGCAGUGUGUGGAGGAAGUUUCCUGGAUAUCGUUCUAUAAUCUGGUCUAAUUAAUCUACUAAUUAAAGGAAAAAUAUAGAAACAAAGUUCAAAGAAACAAUUAUUACAAGCAGUAGAUAGAAGGAAUUAGAGGAAUUUCUUUUAAAUACUUAAAAUAUACAAAUAUUUAGAUUAUUUUUGGGGGGCUUGGGGGACUCAUGAUCUCAAUAAAUCCCGGCUAUACAGCUGCUUGACUUAUGACUCUUAUAAUAUAUAUGACAAAC